This is a messenger RNA of Hibiscus syriacus, 576 nucleotides long. RefSeq lists its product as uncharacterized. Lineage: Eukaryota; Viridiplantae; Streptophyta; Magnoliopsida; Malvales; Malvaceae. The transcript has a single exon. The record is from RefSeq and is a predicted model, not a curated record. Gene Ontology annotation, molecular function: nucleic acid binding; RNA-DNA hybrid ribonuclease activity. The coding region runs from base 1 to 576 and encodes 191 amino acids.
AUGGAAGAAUAUGAGGCUUGUGCUAUGGGGUUAAGAGUGGCCAUAGAAAGAAAAGUUAAAGUGCUCAAAGUAUAUGAAGAUUCCUCGUUAGUCGUGUAUCAAUUGCGAGGGGAAUGGGAGACAAAGGACCCAAAGUUAGUUGAAUAUAGAAAAUUGAUCCUUGAAUUGGUAAAAGAGUUUGAAGAGAUCACUUUCACUUUUCUCCCUCGAGAAUAUAAUCAGAUGGCAGAUGUUUUGGUCAUAUUGGCUACAAUCUUUCAAGUAAAUAAGAGAGCUAACAUGAUUCCAAUUAAAAUGCAAGUAUAUGAAACUCUCGCACAAUGUUAUAGUGUAGAAGAAGAGGAUGAUGGUCACCUAUGGUACUAUGACAUCCUACAGUACAUCAAGCAUCAAACUUACUCGCAGCAAGCGUCUAAGAUUGAUAAGAGAACAAUAAGAAGAAUGGUUGUUGGAUAUGUCCUUGAUGGGAAAAUUUUGUACAGAAAGGGAAGUGAUCAGGUUUUGAUAAGAUGUGUGAAUGCUCGAGAAGCAAGAAGUAUACUUGAAGAGGUGAAAAGGGAUAUGUGGAACACAUGA